AUGCGGAGGAAGGCUCAAGUCGGAAACGCCGAAAAUGGUAUCAAAUCUGGAGAAAACGCACAUUUAGGACUGGCUAAACGGACAGGUAAACUCGCCAAGACACCAACAGGCAAAGGUCUCGGAAAGGCCGGAGCCAAACGUCUGGGGAGGCUGCUGAAACGGGCUAUCCAGCCAAAGGAGGAGCCAAAAGGACAGAAGAAAGUUUCUCUGCCAAACACUCCUGUCCGUCUUUUCAAGCAUCAGAUUCAAUCAGAGGCCAACAAUGCACCCAAGACUAACUCCCCAAAGCAGGCCUCGCCGCAGGUCUCAAGGCUCAUCCUCAGUGUUGUCUCCAAGUGCAAACACAGAGGUGGCAUCUCCAUGGCUGAGCUCAAGCAGACUCUGGCCACUGAGGGUUAUGACGUCGCCAAGAACAACAGGCAGGUGAAUGUGGUGACCAAGAGACUGACCAACAACGAGACGCUUGUGAGAACUACAAGAAGCACAACAUUCAGACUUAACGACAAGAAGGUCACAGACACAACUCAACCAAAGACAAAGGCCGGAAAAUCUCCAAAACCAAAAGGAAAGGUAAAGCCAACCUCUGCAACCCAUAAACCGCCCAAAGGAGCAGAGAGAUCAAAGAAAACACACAAAAAGACUCACACAGAGAGAGCAAGGCUCCACAAACCAAAAGGCAAGACUCGCAAACCGGCGGCAAAAUCACACAAAAGUAAAAAACACAAAAGCAAAUCAAGACAAAAAGUUGUGAGGAAAAAACAAAGACCUGCAAAGAAGCGAGCCACACGGGCAAGAAAGGCCCAGAGGAAGGCUAAAAGUACUCGGAGACGUAAAGCAAAGCAAGGCCGGUGUCCAUAUAAAUCUUCUCCGAAAAGACAACCACAGAGAAGGAGGUCUCCAAAAAAAAGAGCAAAGUAG
Molecule: messenger RNA, 918 nt
Organism: Menidia menidia (Atlantic silverside)
Lineage: Eukaryota; Metazoa; Chordata; Actinopteri; Atheriniformes; Atherinopsidae
Source: the annotation of a GenBank genome assembly